AUGGUCUCCUUCUACCGCCUGCAUCCCUUACAAGACCCCGAGGACCUCGCACGCAGGCUGCGAGCAGCUUGGGAACCCCUGGGGGUGCUGGGACGCGUCUACGUAGCAAGAGAAGGAAUCAACGCGCAGGUGUCUGUCCCCGACAACAUGCUCGAGCUGUUCAAGCAGACUGUCACCGCCCACAGCGAGCUCGACGGCGUAUACUUGAACUGCGACGAGCCUCUCAGCAAGGAGUACGCUCCUUUCAGCAAGCUGCAGAUCAAACCUCGCAAGCACGUGCUAGCCGAUGGCCUUCCAAGGUCUCUCGACUGGAGAGAAAAUGGUGCGAAGUUGUCGCCAGCAGAGUGGCACUCCAAGGUAGAGCAGCUGAACAAGGAGGAGGAGGGCGCGAAGCCGAUCCUGAUCGACAUCCGCAACUUCUACGAGAGCGAGGUCGGACUGUUCAAGGGGGCAAAGGCGCUGGACACGGUGACGUUCAGAGACACGUGGGAUGCGCUGAAGGAGACGCUCAAGGGGGUGAGCAAGGAGAAGGAGAUUCUGACCUACUGCACGGGUGGAAUCCGAUGCGAGAAGGCCAACGCCUACAUCAUCCAGGAGUUGGGCUACAAGAACGUGAGCGCUCUGAGAGGAGGGAUAGUCAACUACGCGCAAUACGUGAAAGAGAAACAUAACUCGAGCAGGUCGCAGUUCUUGGGAGUGAAUCACGUAUUCGACCAGCGGCUCGGACAGCGAGUGGGAGAAGAAGUUCUCUCAAGAUGCAUCAACUGCGGUUGCUCAUCGGACGUGCAGACUGACUGUGCCAACACUCACUGCCCUCGUCCCUUCGCUCGUCGCCGGUACAUCCAGUGUCAGGAGUGUGCGAUCCGGCAAGACGGCUGCUGCUGCUCUGAAUGUGCGGACGAGAAGAAAGCGAGGGAACAGCGAGACGAGACUCAACGAAGACUCGAGGAGCUGCAGGUGUCCCUUCGCAGAGAAUUGCGAUCGCGAAAGAAAUCCAAAGACACGGCGGCGGAAGCAGCGGAGGAGGAGGAGCAACGACUCGCGGCCUUGUGA
Guillardia theta CCMP2712 is the source of this 1053-nucleotide messenger RNA. RefSeq lists its product as hypothetical. Lineage: Eukaryota; Cryptophyceae; Pyrenomonadales; Geminigeraceae. The transcript has 3 exons. Bases 1 to 1053 code for a protein of 350 amino acids. The record is from RefSeq and is a predicted model, not a curated record.